GAUCAAAGAUUGGUCAGGAAAUCAAUCCUCCUUGCAGCUGUUAGCAAAGAUGGAGUCGGUUCAGGUUAAGUGCCCUCCGUCGCUGUCUCCUAAAUAUGAAGGAUCAUUUGCAUAUCUCACAGUAAGAGACAGGAUGCCCACCAUCCUGACCAAAGUCAUUGAUACCAUUCAUCGAAGCAAGAAUAACUUCUUUGAGAAACAUGGAGAGGAGGGCGUGGAGGCCGAGAAAAGGGCGAUCUCCUUCCUGUCCAAACUGAGGAACGAGCUACAGACAGACAAGCCCGUGCUUCCUCUGACCGACACGGCGGAGGAUACGGAGACCUGGAAUCAGUACAUGCAGAGGCAGCAGGAACUGAUGGAGGAGAGCAAACCCGUCAGCUGGUUCAAGUCGCCUUGGCUCUAUGUGGAGUGCUACAUGUACAGGAAGAUCCAGGAGGCCUUGUGGCUGAGUCCUCCUAUAGGUGAUUUCGACGUGUUUAAGGAAGGAAAGCUGAAAGCCUUUUUCGAAUCCCAGAGAGCGAUUAUGUCUCUGUGUACGCACUGGCGAGAGACCCUGACCAGCAUGGGUGAUGCAAAUGAGAAGCAGCUCAAGGAGCAUUUUUUCAAGUUUCUCCAGGUUGCAUUGUGGGGAAACAAGUGCGAUCUGUCCAUCUCGGCCGGUCAGGACAACUUUCAGAAGACGAGCCCCGUCGAUACCCUGUCUGACCUGCAGCGCUUCAUCCUGGUGGACGAUUCGGACAAGGUUUGGUCCGUCUUAACGGCUGUACAGAGUCCUUUAGGAGCAGAAAGACUGGGCGCCAGGGUGGACGUCAUUUUGGACAACGCCGGCUUCGAGCUGGUCACCGACCUGGUACUGGCUGAUCUCCUCGUUUCCUCCGGUCUGGCUAAAGAAGUGCACUUCCACGGCAAGUCCAUCCCGUGGUUCGUCUCCGACGUCAACAAGCACGAUUUCGACUGGACCCUGACGCAAACCACAGCGGCCAAUCACAGGCACAUGUCGGCGUGCGGCGUCCAGUGGAAGCGCUUCAUGAAGGAGGGAGUCUGGUCGUACCACGAUCACCCGUUCUGGACUUUGCCCCACGAGUUCUGCGACAUGCCCGCCGUCGCAGCGGAUCUGUACUCCACCCUGCAGGCUUCAGACCUUCUCCUGUUCAAGGGAGACCUGAACUACCGCCGGCUGACCGGAGACAGGAUGUGGGACCACACGCUACCGUUCGAGAGGGUGUUGAGGGGCUUCCAGCCCGCCCCGCUGUGCAGCCUCAGGACCCUGAAGGCUAACGUGCAGGUGGGGUUACAGCCGGGUCAGGCGGAGAAACUCGCCGCUCAGGAUGCAGAAUGGAUGACCGACGGGAAAUACGCGGUUAUUCAGUUCUCCAGUCCGUCCAGAGAACAGUGACGAUGCAUCUCGGUCUCAGUGUGGUUUACAAGAUGUAAUAUAAAGCCUCCACAAGGGGGCGUUUGCAUACAA
This is a messenger RNA of Trichomycterus rosablanca, 1468 nucleotides long. It is a transcript of the gene dcph1, whose product is annotated as acidic residue methyltransferase 1. Lineage: Eukaryota; Metazoa; Chordata; Actinopteri; Siluriformes; Trichomycteridae. The transcript is spliced from 5 exons. Gene Ontology annotation, biological process: DNA damage response. Bases 50 to 1396 code for a protein of 448 amino acids. The record is from RefSeq and is a predicted model, not a curated record. Gene Ontology annotation, cellular component: nucleus. Gene Ontology annotation, molecular function: phosphatase activity.